Molecule: messenger RNA, 702 nt
Organism: Scedosporium apiospermum
Lineage: Eukaryota; Fungi; Ascomycota; Sordariomycetes; Microascales; Microascaceae
Exons: 6
Coding region: 1-702 (233 amino acids)
Cellular component (GO): mitochondrion
Molecular function (GO): NAD(P)HX epimerase activity
Source: RefSeq, a predicted model, not a curated record
AUGACUUUCAAGACUCUCUCAGCAACGGCCGCCGCCGCCCUCGAUAGGGAGCUCAUGAGCACCUGCGCCUUCUCCAUCGAUCAGCUCAUGGAGCUCGCCGGGCUGUCCGUCUCUCAAGCAGGUGGCGACGGCCUGGUCGCCGCGCGGCAUCUACGCCAUUACGGAUACUCACCCUCCAUCUACUACCCUAAACGGACCAAGAACGAUCUCUACCAGAGACUCACCAAGCAGCUGGAAGACUUGAACGUUCCCUUCGUCGACGAUUUCUCUGAGGCCCUUAAAGUGUCGGAUCAUGUCGUGGACGCAAUCUUCGGCUUCAGUUUUUCCGGUGAAGUCCGAGAGCCGUUCCCUGCCGUGAUUCGAGCUCUCCAAGAAACCAAGCUUCCGGUGACUUCCGUAGAUGCCCCUUCAUCUUGGGAUAUCGAAAAUGGGCCGCCUAAAACCGGGCUCGGAAGCACUUUCAACCCUGCUGUCCUGGUUAGCCUCACAGCUCCGAAGCCGCUCGUGAAGUAUUUUGCCGGAAGGCAUUUCAUCGGAGGAAGGUACGGACCUUGUUCCUCCCCUGAAUUCAGCUACCAGGAGCUGCAACAGCGUGUCGGGUUCGUUCCGCCGGGUAUUGCGCAAAAGUACGACUUCGAGCUUCCAGAGUAUGAGGGGAUCGAUCAAAUUGUCGAAGUUGAUUCCAGCGGUCAAAAGCUCUGA